This is a messenger RNA of Ictalurus punctatus (channel catfish), 2570 nucleotides long. It is a transcript of the gene dipk1ab, whose product is annotated as divergent protein kinase domain 1Ab. Bases 237 to 1526 code for a protein of 429 amino acids. The transcript is spliced from 6 exons. The record is from RefSeq and is a predicted model, not a curated record. NCBI's taxonomy places the organism in Eukaryota, Metazoa, Chordata, Actinopteri, Siluriformes, Ictaluridae.
GAUAUAACCGCAGGCCAGUUUAACAUGUUUGCUCAGAGGCUGAGCAGGACCACAUGCCCUGGGCUGGCUUUUAACAGCUCAGUUUGGUUUGGUGAAGCCUGGCUGAGAGUAUUUAGCCUCAUCUAGCGGUAAAAUGUGAAACACACUCACACACACACGGUGUCUCGGCGGUAUGAGGGACUCCAGUUCAGUGGUGGGGGGAACAGGUUAGUAUUGUGAAAUGAGCUGUUUAAGUCAUGGCGAGGAAUGUGAUUCCGUGGAUUUGGCUGAGGAAGCACAUCUACAUACAGGCUCGGUUCUCUUACUUGCACAUGAAGUACCUGUUCUUCUCCUGGCUGGCCGUGUUUGUAGGAAGCUGGGUGAUAUAUGUCCAGUACUCCUCCUAUACAGAGCUGUGCCGUGGACAUGAGUGCAAAAACUCUAUUUGUGAUAAGUUCCAGAAGGGGGUGAUCGAUGGUACAGCCUGCAGCAGCUUAUGUGAGAAGGAGACUCUGUAUUUUGGGAAAUGCCUGUCUGCCAAAUCCAGUAACCAGGUGUAUUCUGGUAGCUGGGGAGAUUUGGAGGGCAUCAUUAAAUGCCACAUGGAGGACGUUCCUCACUAUGACCUGGAAGCAGAGCUGGAACCACGGAGAGAAUCUGCAGCCUUUAAUAGGCCCACUAAAGGCACAUCAGUGGAGAAGUUCAGAGAGAUGGUCCUGAGCCAUCUAAAGGCGAAGGUGGGCGAUCAGGCCAACCUGCACGACUUGGUGGGGCUCGUGCUCGGUGUGGCUGAUGCCAACAAGGAUGGUGAGAUCUCUCUGGCAGAGGCACGCUCAACCUGGGCUCUACUGCAGCUGAACGAGUUUUUGAUGGCGGUGAUUCUGCAGGGGAGGGAACACACUCCAAGGCUGCUGGGCUUCUGCGGAGACCUGUAUGUAGUGGAGAAGGUGCCAUACACACCACUCUAUGGCCUCAGCCUACCCUGGGCUGUGGAGUUAUGGCUUCCAGCAGGCCUGCGCAGGAGUAUGGAUCAGUGGGUGACGCCGUCAUGGCCUCGCAAGGCCAAAAUUGCGAUCGGUCUCUUGGAACUGGUGGAAGACAUCUUCCACGGGCCAUUUGGCAGCUUCCUUAUGUGUGAAGUGAAUGCAGCGUGCUUCGGUUACACCGAGCGCCACGACCUUAAGGUGCUGGACGCCAGGCGCAUUGUUCCUGAAGCUGCUUUCCAGAAAGUGAUGCGCGAGCAGCGGUGUGAAGUUGACACCGAUUGUCUAUAUGGAGUAGAUUGCCACACCACCUGUGACCUCACGAAGCACCGCUGCACCACCGAGGUGACUCAGCCAAACCUGGCCAAAGUGUGUGGUGCGCUGAAGGACUAUCUGCUCCACGGAGCACCGCCGGACGUGAAGGAAGAGUUGGAAAAGCAGUUGUAUGCAUGCAUGGCCCUGAGAGGAGCCACCGAGCAAAUGGAGAUGGAACACUCGCUCAUCCUGAACAACCUGAAGACACUGCUGUGGAAGAAGAUUUCGCACACAAAGGACUCCAAGUGAAAAUCAAGUUACUGUAGUUAUCUAGACAGGAAUCAAACCACAAAUGUGUCCAAUCGUAAACGGGGCUUUCUAAUUCAAAUGUUUUCUUAAAUUAAGCUACUCUGGGCUCCCAAGCGAGGUAUCAUGAUGGUGCAGUGGGUAUCAUUGCUGCCUCUUGGCUCCAGGAUCACGGGGUUGGUCCUGAAGUCAUGUUCCUCCCUGCGCCCACGUGGGUUUCCACUGUUUUCCUCCUACCUCCAAAAAAACUUGUUGCUAUUUGGAUUGGCUAUGCUAAAUUGCCCUGUGUGUGAACGAGUACAAGUAUGCGAAUAGUGCCCUGCUAUGAAACAGCUGAAAAUCAGGUAUGACUAACGUGAGAAAAUUUGGGUUUCAAAAAUUAAGCCAGUGAUAACGAUACACAAUCGGAGCAAACGCACCAUUCCGAGCGCUUGCCUGUAUACCUUGUUAUGGAAGGCACACUACAGAGAGAAACACUGAGAGAAAAUAAACACACCGGGCAUAAUGCCAGUGCUGAGAGAAAACUGACCUGCCACUGAAACAAUCUGCCCGAAGCAUCCCAGUUUCUGUACUAUAGAGAGGGGGUGAAAUAUUUUUGGAAGAUUUAUAAGAAAGCUUGUUCUAAUACCCUGUCUAUAAUUUAUUCCAAAUGUAAUUUUUGUAGAGACUGUAUGUUGUUGUAUAAACCAUUUUCAGCAGCAGUCGAGAAAGCAGACUUGAAUGCUUUUUUUCUUUUUUCUUUCCUCAGUAAAUAUGAGGCAUGAUAUAUUUAAGUUAGAAGCAUGUGAUCAUUUGCAGAACUUGUAGCAUACGUGUCUGUGAAUGUAGUUCUGAUUUGAGUUGGAAAGAUCAGGAUAACUAGUGGACAGAAAUCAAGCUGGGGAGUGGGAACUAAACAUUUGUCUAAACAAAGCCUUACCUGUUGUUUUAAUCAGUAACUGCAUAUGCCACUGCCCAUAACUCGUAUACAGAACAUUGUGUACUUCCAAAAAUAUGUAUUUUAAGAAGCAUAUUUGUCCACAAAUAAAGACUAUAUAAAACUGUUAA